Mizuhopecten yessoensis (Yesso scallop) is the source of this 6543-nucleotide messenger RNA. Its product is annotated as mucin-2-like. The record is from RefSeq and is a predicted model, not a curated record. Bases 1 to 6543 code for a protein of 2180 amino acids. The transcript is spliced from 13 exons. NCBI's taxonomy places the organism in Eukaryota, Metazoa, Mollusca, Bivalvia, Pectinida, Pectinidae.
AUGAGCACCACUUCACUCGUUCACAUUAACAAGCCUCCCCUCUCAACCAAGCCAAAGUCACCAGCCCAUCCUCUCCACCCAGCCAAAGUCACCAUCCCCACCUCGCGACAUAGCCAAAGCCACCAGCACAAGCUCUUCAACAAGCCAAAGUCACUAGCCCCACCUCAAUACCCGGCCAAAGUCACCAGCCCCAGUUCACCAUCCAGCCAAAUUAACCAGCCCCACCUCCCCACCCAGCGGCAACUCAAGGAGGCACAGCAACCCACCAGCCCGCGACAGUCAGCAGCCCCACCUCUCCACCCAGCGACAGUCACCUGUCCCACCUCUCCACCCAGCGACUGCCACCAGCACCACCUUCCCACCCAGCGACAGUCACCAGCCCCACCUCUCCACCCAGCGACAGUCACCUGUCCCACCUCACCACCCAGCGACUGCCACCAGCACCACCUUCCCAUCCAGCGACAGUCAACAGCCCUCCCUUCCUACCCAGCACCUUCCCACCCAGCGACAGUCACCAGCCCCACCUCCCCCCCCAACACCUCCCCAUCCAGCGACAGUCAACAGCCCCCCCUUCCUCCCCAGCACCUCCCCACUCAGCGACAGUCGCCAAUAGGGAAAUCUGAACAACUCCACCCAGCGACAGUCACGAGCCCCACCUUCCCAUCCAGCUUCAGUCAAAAGCACCACCUCCCCAUCCAGCGACAGUCACCAGCACCACCUCUCAAACCAAAGAAAGUCACCAACCACAUCCCCCAGCCAGGACCACCCCACCGAGCAACAGCCACUAGCACCACCUCUCUACCCAACGACAUUCACCAGUCCCAUCUCACCACCCAGCGACAGUCACCUGCCCCACCUCCCCACCAAGCGACAAUCAUCAGGACCACCUCCCCAUCCAGCGAAAAUCACCAUCCCCACCUCUCCACCCAACACCUCCCCACCCAGCGACAGUCACCAUCACCACCUCCCCACCAAGCGACAAUCGACAGUCCCACCUCCCCACCCACAAAGCGACAGCCACCUGCCCCACCUCACCACCGAGCGACUGCCACGAGCACCACCUUCCCACCCAGCGACAGUCAUCAGCCCUCCCUUCCUAUCCAUCACCUCCCCACCCAGCGACAGUCACCACGACAGUCACCAGCACCACCUCCCCACCAAGCGACAGUCGCCAGCCCAACCUCCCCACCCAGCGACAGUCAACUGCCCCACCUCAGUCACCAUCUCCACCUCCCCACCAAGCGAGAGCUACAAGCCCAACCUCCCCACCCAGCGACAGUCAUCAGCACCACCUCUCCACCCAGCGACAGUCACCAGUCCCAUCUCACCACCCAGCGACAGUCACUAGCCCCAUCUCACCACCAAACACCUCCCCACUCAGCGACAGUCGCCAGCCCCACCUCCCCACCCAGCGACAGUCACCAUCUCCACCUCCCCACCAAGCGAGAGCUACAAGCCCAACCUCCCCACCCAGCGACAGCCAUCAGCACCACCUCUCCACCCAGCGACAGUCACCAGUCCCAUCUCACCACCCAGCGACAGUCACUAGCCCCAUCUCACCACCAAACACCUCCCCACUCAGCGACAGUCGCCAGCCCAACCUCCCAACCCAGCUACAGUCACCAUCACCACCUCCCCACCAAGCGACAAUCGACAAUCCCACCUCCCCACCCACAAAGCGACAGCCACAUGCCCCACCUCACCACCGAGCGACUGCCACGAGCACCACCUUCCCCCCCAGCGACAGUCAUCAGCCCUCCCUUCCUACCCAUCAACUCCCCCCCCAGCGACAGUCACCAGCCCUACCUCCCUAACCAGCACCUCCCUACUCAGCGACAGUCGCCAGCCCCACAUCCCCACCCAUCAACUCCCCAGCCAGCGACAGUCACAAGCACCACCUCCCCAUCCAGCGACAGUCACCAGGACCACCUCUCCACCCAACGAAAGUCACCAACCACAUCCCCCACCCAGCACCUCCCCACCGAGCGACAGUCACUAGCACCACCUCUCCACCCAGCGACAGUCACCAGUCCCAUCUCACCACCCAGCGACACGACAGUCACCAGCCCCACCUCCCCACCCAGCACCUCCCCACUCAGCGACAGUCACCAGCCCAAUCUCCCUACCAAGCACCUCCCCACUCAGCGACAGUCGCCAGCUCCACCUCCCCACCCAGCGACAGUCACCAUCUCCACCUCCCCACCAAGCGAGAGCUACAAGCCCAACCUCCCCACCCAGCGACAGCCACCAGCCCCACCUCCCCACCCAACACCUCCCCACCCAGCGAGAGUCACCAGCUCCAUCUCCCCACCAAGCGAGAGCUACAAGCCCAACCCCCCCCCCCAGCGACAGCCACAAGCCCCACCUCCCCACCCAACACCUCCCCACCCAGCGCGAGUCACCAUCUCCAUCCCCCCACCAAGCGAGAGCCACCAGCCCCACCUCCCCACCCAGCACCUCCCCACUCAGCGACAGUCACCAGCCCAAUCUCCCCACCAAGCACCUCCCCACUCAGCGACAGUCGCCAGCCCCACCUCCCCACCCAGCGAGAGUCACCAUCUCCAUCUCCCCACCAAGCGAGAGCCACCAGCCCAACCUCCCCACCCAGCGACAGUCACCAGAACCACCUCUCCACUCAGCGACAGUCACCAGUCCCACCUCACCACCCAGCGACAGCCACAAGCCCCACCUCACCACCUAGUGACAUUCAUCAGCACCACCUCCCCAUCCAGUGACAGUCACCAGCACCACCUCUCCACCCUGCGACAGUCACCAGCCCCACCUUCCCACCCAGCGACAGUCACCAGCACCACCUCCCCACCCAGUGACAGUCACCAGCACCACCUCUCCACCCAGCGACAGUCACCAGCACCCCCCUCCACCAAGCGAAAGUCACCAGCACCACCUCACCACCCAGUGCGAGUCAAAAGCCACACCUCGCGACAGCCACCAGCACCACCUUCCCACCCAGCGACAGUCAUCAGCCCUCCCUUCCAACCCAGCACCUUCCCACCCAGCGACAGUUACCAGCCCCACCUCCAUACCCAGCGAAGGUCACCAACCACACACCCCACCCAGCACCUUCCCACCGAGCGACAGUCACCCGCAGCACCUCUCCACCCAGCGACAGGCACCAGUCCCAUCUCACCAUCCAGCGACAGUCAAUAUCCACACCUCCCCACCCAGCACUUCCCCACUCAGCGACAGUCGCCAGCCCAACCUCCCCACCCAGCGACAGUCACCAUCACCAGCUUUCAACCCAGCGACAGUCACCAGCACCACCUCACCACCCACGACAGUCAUCAGCACCACCUCCCCACCCAGCGAAAGUCACCAGCCCACCUCCCCAUCCAGCACCUCCCCACCCAGCGACAGUCACCAGCCCCACCUCACCACCCAGCGAAAGCCACCAGCCCCACCUCACCACCCACCGACAGUCAUCAGCACCACCUCCCCACCCACCGACAGUCACCAGUACCACCUUCCCACCCAGCGACAUUCACUAGCACCACCUCCCCACCAAGCGACAGUCAUCAGGACCACCUCCCCACCCAGCGAAAGUCACCAUCCCCACCUCCCCACCCAACACCAUCCCACCCAGCGACAUUCACCAGCCCAACCUCUUCAUCCAGUGACAGUCACCAGUCUCAUCUCACCACCAAGCGACAGCCACCAGCACAACCUUCCAACUCAGCGACAGUCAUCAGCCCCGACUUCCCACCUAGCACCUCCCAACACAGCGACAGUCGCCAGCCCCACCUCCUCACCCAGCGACAGUCACCAGCACAACCUCCCUCCCAAGCGAUAGUCGACAGCCAAAUCUCCCCACCCAGCGACAGUCAACUGCCCCACCUCACCACCCAGCGACAGUCACUAGCACCACCUCACCACCCAGCGACACUCAUCAGCCCCACCUCUCCACCCACCGACAGUCAUCAGCACCACCUCCCCACCCAGCGACAGUCACCAGUACCACCUCCCCACCAAGCGAUAUUCACUAGCACCACCUCCCCACCAAGCGACAGUCAUCAGGACCAACUCCCCACCCAGCGAAAGUCACCAUCCCCACCUCCCCACUCAACACCUCCCCACCCAGCGACAUUCACCAGCCCAACCUCUCCACCCAGCGACAGUCACCAGUCCCAUCUCACCAUCAAGCGACAGCCACAAGCACAACCUCCCAACUCAGCGACAGUCAUCAGUCCCGACUUCCCACCUAGCACCUCCCCACACAGCGACAGUAGCCAGCCCCACCUCCUCACCCAGCGACAGUCAUCAUCACCACCUUCCCACCAAGCGACAAUCGACACAAAAGUCACCAGCACCAUCUCCCCACCCAGCGACAGUUCCCACCCAGCGACAGUCCCCAGCCCCAUCUCAACUCCCAGCACCUACCCACCCACCGACAGUCACCAGUUCCAUCUAACCACCCAGCGACAGCCGCCCGCCCCACCUCCCCAACCAGCAACAGUCACCAACACCACCUCUCCACCUCUCCAGCCAGCGACAGUCACCAGCCCCAUCUCAACACCCAGCACCUCCCCACCCACCGACAGUCACCAGUUCCAUCUCACCACCCAGCGACAGCCACAAGCACAACCUUCCCACCCAGAGACAGUCAUCAGCCCCACCUUCUCACCCAGCACCUUCCCUUCACCGAAAGUCACCAUCCCCACUUCCCCACCCAACACCUCCCCACCCAGCGACAUUCACCAGCCCAACCUCUCCACCCAGCGACAGUCACCAGUCCCAUCUCACCACCAAACGACAGCCACCAGCACAACCUUCCAAUUCAGCGACACAAAAGUCACCAGCACCAUCUCUCCACCCAGCGACAGUCACCAGCCCCACCUCCUUACCCAGCACCUCCCUACUCAGCGACAGUCCUCAGCCACACAUCCCCACCCAUCAACUCCCCAGCCAGCGACAGUCAGCAGCCCCACCUCUCCACCCAGCGACAGUCACCUGUCCCACCUCACCACCCAGCGACUGCCACCAGCACCACCUUCCCACCCAGCGACAGUCAUCAGCCCUCCGUUACUACCCAGCACCUCCCCACUCAGCGACAGUCGCCAGCCCCACCUCACCACCAAGCGACAGUCACCAGCCCAACCUAACCUCCAAGCCCCCUCGACAGUCACGAGCCCCACCUUCCCAUCCAGCUUCAGUCAAAAGCACCACCUCCCCAUCCAGCGACAGUCACCAGCACCACCUCUCAAACCAAAGAAAGUCACCAACCACAUCCCCCAGCCAGGACCACCCCACCGAGCAACAGCCACUAGCACCACCUCUCUACCCAACGACAUUCACCAGUCCCAUCUCACCACCCAGCGACAGUCACCUGCCCCACCUCCCCACCAAGCGACAAUCAUCAGGACCACCUCCCCAUCCAGCGAAAAUCACCAUCCCCACCUCUCCACCCAACACCUCCCCACCCAGCGACAGUCACCAUCACCACCUCCCCACCAAGCGACAAUCGACAGUCCCACCUCCCCACCCACAAAGCGACAGCCACCUGCCCCACCUCACCACCGAGCGACUGCCACGAGCACCACCUUCCCACCCAGCGACACGACAGUCGCCAGCCCCACAUCCCCACCCAUCAACUCCCCAGCCAGAGACAGUCACAAGCACCACCUCCCCAUCCAGCGACAGUCACCAGGACCACCUCUCCACCCAACGAAAGUCACCAACCACAUCCCCCACCCAGCACCUCCCCACCGAGCGACAGUCACUAGCACCACCUCUCCACCCAGCGACAGUCACCAGUCCCAUCUCACCACCCAGCGACAGUCACUAGCCCCAUCUCACCACCAAACACCUCCCCACUCAGCGACAGUCGCCAGCCCAACCUCCCAACCCAGCUACAGUCACCAUCACCACCUCCCCACCAAGCGACAAUCGACAGUCCCACCUCCCCACCCAGCGACAGUCACCUGCCCAAACCUCACCACCCAGCAACAGUCACUAGUCAUCAGCCCUCCCUUCCUAUCCAGCACCUCCCCACCCAGCGACAGUCACCAGCCCCAUCUCCCUAACCAGCACCUCCCUACUCAGCGACACGAGAGUCGCCAGCCCAAACUCCCCCCCCAGCGACAGUCAUCAUCACCACCUUCCCACCAAGCGACAAUCGACAGUCCCACCUCCCCACCAAGCAGCAGUCGCCUGCCCCACCACCUCUCCACCGAGCGACCUCUCCACCCAGCGAAAGUCACCAACCCCAUCCCCCAUCCAGCACCUCUCCACCGAGCGACAGCCACUAGCACAACCUCUCCACCCAGCGACAGUCACCAGUCCCAACUCACCACCCAGCGACAUCACAAGCCCCACCUCCCCACUCAGCGACAGUCGCCAGCCAAAACUCCCUACCCAGCGACAUUCAUCAUCACCACCUCCCCACCAAGCGACAAUCGACAGUCCCACCUCCCCACCCAGCAGCAGUCACCUGCCCCACCACCUCUCCACCGAGCGACCUCUCCACCCAGCGAAAGUCACCAACCACAUCCCCCAUCCAGCACCUCUCCACCCACCGACAGUCACUAA